Effrenium voratum is the source of this 1689-nucleotide messenger RNA. NCBI's taxonomy places the organism in Eukaryota, Dinophyceae, Suessiales, Symbiodiniaceae. The record is from the annotation of a GenBank genome assembly.
CGCGCGACGCGCUCCCCCUGCCCCAACGCGUCCGCCCUACGCGAUGAAAGUGGUCGUCACCGGCGGCUGCGGCUUCCUGGGGCUCCAGGUGGCCAAGCGCCUCCUCGCCAUCGGCGAGCUGACAUCUGCAGAUGACCAGAAACAGGAAGUGCGGGAGGUGGUGCUUUUCGACUCAGGCACUGCCAAGGAUCUGCCCAAGGACCCCCGCCUGCGUGUGCAGCCCGGGGACAUCACGGAUCCCGCCCAGUGCGAGAAGCUGGUUGACGAGGACGGGAUGGUGGUCUUUCACCUGGCCUCAGUGAUGAGCGGCCAGGGUGAGGAGGACUUCGAUCUCUGCUGGCGCGUCAAUAUGGAGGGCACCCGGAACCUCCUCGAGGCCUGCCGUCGACGACGAAACUCCAAGUUCAUCUUCGCUUCCUCCGGCGCGUGCUUCGGCGAGCGUGCUGCGGGCCCGGAGAGGGACGACACCAAGCUGCUGCCACGCACCAGCUACGGCAUGACGAAGGCCUGUUGCGAGUUGAUGAUCAACGACUACACCCGGCGGAAUUUUCUGGAUGGGCGCACCGCGCGGCUGCCCACCGUGAUCCCCCGGCCGGAGGUGAACUCGGGGCUCCCGGGCGCCUUCUCCACAGUGAUCCGGGAGCCGCUGAAGGGCCAAAGCUGCGUUCUGAACCUCUCGCCGGACAUGAAGCAUGCCGUUUGCGGUUUCCGCGUCCUGGCAAGGAACUUGCUGCACCUUGCGGACCUGCCGCAAGCGGCGCUGUCGGAUUCCAUGGACCGGGCCAUGAACCUCCCAUGCCUCUCCCUGAGCCUGUCGGACCUGGAGCAGGCGGUGGCCAGCGUGGUGCAGGACACGGCGAAGCUGGGGAAGGUCAGCUACGCCCCGGACCCCGCGCUCUGCGAGAAGCUGGGCAGCUUCCACCGGGACAUGGACGCAACACGCGCCCGGCAGCUGGGCAUGGUGGCGGACAGCUCAGCAGCUGCCAUCGCGGCAGACUUCGCGGCAGAGUAUGUGGACGCUGCACUGCUCAAGCCCAUUGUCGAGCUGCCACAAGAGCCCAGGCAUUGGCUCGUCUUCUCCAAUAGCCACCUGCGCGUGUUCCGAGUGGAAAACGCGCCUGGAGACACAACCCUGAUGCACGUGCACCGCGUGGAUAGCCUGUACUUCUUCUACACUCCCUCCAGUGUGCAAAACACCAAGUGGCAGGAGGCACCGAUGGACGACCUGCUACAGGUCGGGGAGGUGCGGUACGGGGACCACGGCAACUGCACGCUGACACACCGGAUCCACAACAAGGCCCGGCCUCUGAUGAUGUGCUUGGACGUGGAGCUCGCAGGCUUCGAGGCCGUGCGCCACGCCAAGCGCCAGAAGACGGAGCCGCCCUCUGUGGCUGGCUUGAAGCUCAUCAAGGAGCGGCCGGCGGCGCGAGUCUACAAGCUCAGUCUGGAUGCAGGAGCGAAAGGCAGCUUUGCGCUGCCCUUCCAACGCAUGCUUCUCCUGGUGCACAAGGGCGCGCGGGUCACUGGCCUAGGCAGAGGCCUCUUGAAGCCUGGGGACGUCUUCUUCCAGGAGGGUCCUAUGGAGCUGACCCUGGAGGUGAUCGGCAGUCGUCACGCCUUGUCCCUGUGGUUGGUGGAGCUCCUGUACUGAGUCGGUGUCAGACACGGCGCAGACAACGUCAGGAGAGU